AUUGUUCCCGUCCAAGAACUUUAAUAUCAUUGAAAUGAAAUGAAGUGGAAUUUGGCAGGGAAACUUUUCGGUAGGUGAAGUUUCAGUCCGCACACAUACUCACCCAACGAGUGUUCGGGUUACGUUCAAUUUGGCAUUAUUAAUUUUCAAUCCAACAAAAAGAACAACUGAAGAUGAAACUUCAAUAUGCUGAACGAAUGGCUUUGGAUAGAGUCAGCACGCUUCCGCAACCCAUAUUAGAAACCAUCCUAUGUCUUUUACCAACCGAAGAGGCUGCAAGGACUAGUAUUCUCUCAAGGGAAUGGAGGUACAAGUGGACCAAGAUUCCUAUACUAGAGUUUAAUUUGCGUAAAAGAACUUCCGAGCUAACAUCUGACAUAUCAAGUACAAUAAAAUACAUUGACAUGCAUGAUCUACACCAAGUUUUGCUGCUGCGCCAGGGUCCAAUACACGAGCUCACCCUUUCUAUGACGGGUAAUUGGGAAGACCACGACUGUUUUGAAUUUGAUCAAAUAAUACUUCAUUUGUCGAGAAACCACACUGUCAAGAAACUACGACUUGAUGGACCGGGUAGCAUGUUGCAUGAAUUACCCAAAUCUGUUUUCGCAUUGCAUGACUUAGAGGACCUCGAUCUUUGUGAUUUUAUUGUUGACCUUCCAUCAAUAUUCAAUGGCUUUGGUAGCCUUGUAAGCUUAUACUUGAAUGAUGUAAAGCUCUCUACAAAAACUCUUCGACAUCUUUUAUCAAAUUGUCCAUCACUUGAGAGCUUGAAUCUCGAUAUAGGUGAAUCAGAUGAUAAAUGCACUAUUUAUGAGCUACUCAAGUGUUUACCUGUGAUUGAAGAUCUGACUAUUUCGAUUGAUUACUGUGAGUGGCUAGUUCUAGACUCGGUUCCGCAAGAGCUUCCAACCUCACUAAUCCACCUCAAAUACAUACGUUUGGAUGGAAUGUCUUUUGUUGAGGGCUCAAGAUUAGCUUUUCUUCUUGUUUUGAUCAGAUGUUCCCCGAACUUGGAGAGAAUUAAGCUACAGAUGGCGUUGGAAUAUAACGGUGAUCAGGGAUACGGUGAUCAUGAAUAUCGUGCUGUAAAGGAUGAAUAUUCAGAUGUUUGGUUUAAGCGUCUUUGGUUGGAGCAUCUGAAAAAACUGGAGAUUUCUUUGAUCAGAAGCUCACAUGUGAUUGAAUUUGUAAAAGACUUUGUGAAGUUUAUCUUGGUUAGGUCACCUAAGCUGAAGAAGGUGAGCAUAUGCAGUGUGGUUCACCGGAAUCAAGAGUCGGAGAUGUUGAAAACUCUCUUACAGGCCCCACGCGCAUCUCCGGCAGUAAUAAUUACCACCAAUGAAUAUUAGUGAGAAUUGCUUUAAGACCUUAUUGUUUGUAUGUUGAGAUUUAUGAUGAUAAUGUAAUGUUUGUAUGGCUACUAGUUAUUAGUUAUCUAGUAUUGUGGUCAUUUCCGGAUCAA
Messenger RNA from Helianthus annuus (common sunflower), 1462 nucleotides. Its product is annotated as F-box/FBD/LRR-repeat protein At1g13570. The record is from RefSeq and is a predicted model, not a curated record. Gene Ontology annotation, molecular function: protein binding. The coding region runs from base 174 to 1349 and encodes 391 amino acids. The transcript is spliced from 5 exons. Lineage: Eukaryota; Viridiplantae; Streptophyta; Magnoliopsida; Asterales; Asteraceae.